Ooceraea biroi (clonal raider ant) is the source of this 3119-nucleotide messenger RNA. RefSeq lists its product as uncharacterized. Lineage: Eukaryota; Metazoa; Arthropoda; Insecta; Hymenoptera; Formicidae. Gene Ontology annotation, molecular function: hyalurononglucosaminidase activity. Gene Ontology annotation, biological process: defense response; carbohydrate metabolic process; hyaluronan catabolic process. The record is from RefSeq and is a predicted model, not a curated record.
CACACUUAGUGUACUAACGACGUUAACUCCUGGGCACUGUGGGGGGCCCCGAUUUUCGCGUGAAGCUACAUAUUGCUUCGCACCACCUCGCCAAUUGAUUAAUUAGUGGCGCCCGCGACACCGCGGACGUCCCGGGACGUUCGAUCGUCAGUUAGUAAUUUACCAGCGAGAAGCUUAUCACGCUGUUGGAGCCCGUAGAGCUGCUGCGAAACUUUGUGCCAAACUUGGACCAAGUCACGAUGCUAGGACCAGUUCGAUGCUCUCUGAUCUUUGUCUUUGCGACCGUCGCGGCCGCCACUUUCUUCGGCUCAAGCUCAACGACCCCCGAGGCAGUCAGUCCGCGGAAGUUUGACGCUUACUGGAACGUGCCCAGCUUUAUGUGUCACAAAUAUGGCAUAAAAUUCGAGAAUCUCAAUGAUUUCGGAAUUCGUCAGAAUAUCAUGGACAAAUUUCGCGGUGAAGAAAUCACGAUCCUGUACGAUCCUGGAAUGUUUCCAGCGUUGCUGACAGAUAAAAAGGGAGACGUAACGAGAAGAAACGGCGGCGUGCCCCAAGAAGGCGACCUGAAGAAACAUCUCGAGAUGUUUCGCAAGCACUUGCUCGAGCAAAUCCCCGACGUCUCGUUCAGCGGCGUCGGCGUAAUAGACUUUGAAAGCUGGCGGCCGAUCUUCCGACAGAACUGGGCCUCUCUCGAACCUUACAAGACCCUGUCCAUAAAAUUGGAACGUGAGCGGCAUCCCUUAUGGAGCGACGCGGCCAUUAAGAAGGAGGCAAAACGUCGCUUCGAGAAGUACGGCAGGAUAUUCAUGGAGGAGACGCUGAAGACGGCGAAGAAGCUGCGGCCGAAGGCCGCUUGGGGCUACUACGGUUACCCGCAUUGCUUCAAUCAGACACCUGGCCAACGCAGCCCGCACUGCAGUCGACAGACCAUGGCAGAAAACGACGGAAUGUCUUGGUUGUUCGAGCUGGAGGACGUGCACCUGCCUUCCGUGUACUUGAGGCAGGAGAUCAAGGAGGUGGAUCGAGUGGGUUUCGUGAAGGGCAGAGCAUCGGAGGCGUUGCGGAUGGCAGGGAAGAGCACGCGCGAGCAACCAGUCCUUCCCUACACCUGGUUCAAGUAUCAGGACCAGAGGAACGACUUCCUGACCAAGAAGGAUACCGAAAAUGCAAUCAAUAUUAUUGCCAGUCUCGGCGCUGAAGGUCUGAUCAUCUGGGGCAGCUCCGAAGACACGGAUACAGAGCAGAAGUGCAGGGAUCUGCAGCGGUACUUGAGAGAGGUCUUGGGGCCAGCGAUCAGGCGACUCGUGAAAAAGGAGGAGCUGAAGGAGAACCCUGGUGGUGGAGGUGGAGGAAGAAGAAGAGGAGGAGACGACGGGAGGCUGGCGGGAGGAGGAGGAGGAGAACGGAACACGAGAGAUCGGCAGCAGCACAGUAUCGUGCUUAGCUCAGCUCGGCUCGGCUCUCAAGCCUCGUGGUAUCGGAAGCCACCGAGUACUCGAAAGGUCGAGGUUCUCGUACGCACUCCCUCGAGUUCCACGUUCGUGCACUUCGCCUCCGGGAUCAUGGGGACGAUAUGGCGGCUCUUCAUGGCGACAAUGUUGCUGCUAACGAUGCACUCUGCACUGCUGGAUGCUCAUCGUGAACACAAGGUUCACAACAUCGUGCUGUAUCCAGAUAAGCACAGCUGGUGCAAGACGACACCCAUAAAGCAAGUGGUGACGUGGCCGCAAUGUUCCUCGCAGGAAUUGGACAACAACGUAUGUGUCGGCGCCUGUUUCUCAUACAUGGUCCCUCACAGUGAACCCUCCGCACCCGGUGACCUCAUAAGACCUUACUGCGACUCUUGCCAACCUCUGGACAGCGUUUGGCACACAGUUACAUUAGAUUGCAAAGACGAGCAGAAUAAUCCGAUAACAAUGCAGAAGAAGGUGCAAAUCAUCACAAACUGCUCCUGCAGCUCCUGCAUGGAGACUUCGAAGAUCAAGCCAGACUACAACACCUUGCUGCAAUCCCUGAAUGAGGAGAACUUGGACAAGAAUGUGAACGUGGUACACGAAACACCGGAUUUGCUGUUAGAUCCAAACUUGAAUGCCUCGAAGAACACAACGAGGGAUGGAGGACAACCCAACGAGCGCUUCUUGCAACUCUUCAAGAAACUGAAGGACUCGCAGAAGCUGAAUGAGUCCGGCGUGAAAGAGAUGUUCUCCAAAUUCGAAGAGGAGAUCGAUCUCUCGGAGAAGCUGAAGGAGGUAUUCAAGAAAUACAGCCAGGAGGACGAGGAGGGUCAGCACGAGCAUCACCAUCAGCACCAGCACGAGCAUCAGCAUCAACACCAGCAGCAACAGCAGCAGCAUCUGCAUCGCGGACCCCAUCACUCCUUGGUGCUGGACUCGGACGUGAAGGAGAAGAUCGACGUGGAGCCACAUUACCUGCAUCCUGCUGUUGCCGGUCAAGAGAUCAGUUAUCACGACAACAUCCUCGUAGGCAAGGAGAAGAAGAAGGAUUUCUAAGCUCGCAAUAUUCGCAGGAGUCGGUCGAGAUCCGUAGAAAACGCGUCUGCAGGCACUUUGAUAAGCGAGCGAUUUGGACACCUAGUCUAUAAUCUGAUUUUGUUUUCACGCUGCUUGCGUAGCGAUAAUUGGAUCGUGAGAUAUUAAUUGUUGAUGUAUUUAUUGCGGAUUUUACCACUUUUAUAUCUUAUAGAGAAACGUAUCUCAAGAAAUUCUUUCCGGACGUACAGAUUAAAAAUAAUAUUGUAAAGUAAACUCGAUAUCUCGUAAUUAAAUUCUGUACUCGCUAUUGAAGACGAAGAAGAAUGGUCGCAAGAGAGCGUGCGUAGGAGAGUGAAAGAAUUAGUAGGAUGUGGGAGAAAAUUCUAAUAUAUAUUUAUGAUUGUUAUUAUGUUAGUUAAUAAUUAUUUAAAGAGCUGCAAAAAAAAUACGAUCGGGCACUCACUCGACUUUAAGCAUACGGAGUGAUGCUCUAGCGAGAUCUGAAUCUCGAUCGAUGAAUGUAUGAAUAACACUCUCGGCUCUGACUAAGUCUCAACAUGUCGUCGAUUGCUGUGACAUAUAAGCAUCGCAUUAUUCUCUUGAAGAAUAAAGAGACCAGACCGUCAA